This is a messenger RNA of Beta vulgaris subsp. vulgaris (sugar beet), 1128 nucleotides long. RefSeq lists its product as uncharacterized. The record is from RefSeq and is a predicted model, not a curated record. The coding region runs from base 1 to 1128 and encodes 375 amino acids. The transcript is spliced from 2 exons. NCBI's taxonomy places the organism in Eukaryota, Viridiplantae, Streptophyta, Magnoliopsida, Caryophyllales, Amaranthaceae.
AUGGGAGAUGGGGUGUUUGAUUACUAUGGUUGUGUGCUUUUGUCUACUUUUGCUAUCCCACGCACAUGUGCCAUACAAUUGGCUAUUAACGAAUGUGGAGGCUUGUAUCUUGAGCAUAUUCAUCUUUUCUUAAAGACUUUGGUCAUGGGAGAUGGUGUAAAUGCAGCAGAUUACAUUAAUCAGUGUGAUCAAGAUGUUGAAUACCUUCGGGGAUUACUUGAUGAACUUUCUGAGUGCGAUCCUGCGAUUAGGAGAGGUAUAGUAGACCUUAUUCAUCGACAGUUACACCCAGAGGAUGAUGGAGUUCAACAGCCUCGUGUAGUUACUUCUAGGAGAGGUAGACCUUCUCGCUCAUCAUCUACUAGAUGUGACCCGAGCUUAUUCGAACAUGUGCAGCGCCAGUUUGGGGAUAGAUCAAGGUCUCGUAGUCGUACUCGUACAACUACGACGACUCGAUCUACUGGAGAUGGAAAUUCAAGUGCAGCAAAUACAUUUGAACCGGAGAGAUUUGAAACACAACCAGGACCAUUUCCUUACAUGGAGAACAUACCCGAUGUCAUCAUCCCAUUUAUAGUUGAAUGGAAUGACGUCUUAGGUGAUGGGAACUGCGGAUUCAGGUGUAUAGCUUAUGCUUUCAAUGGUGGGGAAGAUUAUUGGCCACACGCUCGUCAACACAUUUACAACGAGAUUUCUAUGAGAGAACUAUAUGAGAAUAUUUAUGGAGGACGAAACUUCGUGGAUUUAGCGAGAAACCGUAUCAUACACACCCAAGGUCCUGCCAAUCGUGAUCAUUGGCUAGAGUCUAUUUUUUAUUUGUAUGUCGCUGCUACAUUGUGCAAUAAUUGCGCUGUGAUGUACUUUACAGUGGCACAAACAGGUAGUUUGCGGGGUUGUUGCACUAUUCUACCAUUGACUGCACCAAUAAAUGUGGUUCGACCGUGUUAUGAGUUUGUUAUGGUAGACCUUGGAGCGCGUCAUCAACAUUACAUCCGCCUACACUUGGCUCCUGAUUUCUCGGUUCCUCCAAUUGUUGCACAAUGGUUUCUUUUGAGAGAUGCAAGUGUAAUUGGAUGGAAGGAUCAUUUAGCUAGACGGAUUAGGUCAUGGAAUGUUCAUUAUGGUAUUUAA